Molecule: messenger RNA, 1260 nt
Organism: Asterias rubens (European starfish)
Lineage: Eukaryota; Metazoa; Echinodermata; Asteroidea; Forcipulatida; Asteriidae
Product: doublesex- and mab-3-related transcription factor 2-like
Exons: 2
Coding region: 1-1260 (419 amino acids)
Biological process (GO): sex differentiation; regulation of transcription by RNA polymerase II
Cellular component (GO): nucleus
Molecular function (GO): RNA polymerase II cis-regulatory region sequence-specific DNA binding; DNA-binding transcription factor activity, RNA polymerase II-specific
Source: RefSeq, a predicted model, not a curated record
AUGACUACUCCAAGGACACAGACCACAAGGAAGGUCUUAAGGACCCCAAAGUGUGCCCGAUGCCGUAACCACGGUGUGGUGUCUUGCCUUAAAGGCCAUAAGAGGUACUGCCGGUGGAGAGAUUGCCAGUGCACCAAUUGCCAACUCGUGGUGGAGAGGCAGCGUGUCAUGGCAGCUCAAGUAGCCCUGAGAAGACACCAAGCUACGGAAGGCUCGUCUCCAGUGUCUGGUAAAGAUGGCCAACCUAUAGGGAGUGGUCCUCCUCGUAAGGUGCCGUGUGGAACUGGGAAGGGGACGGGUGGAUCUGGUGCUCGUAAGACGGCACCACUGAGGAGUGUCGGUAGUGGCUCAACGUCUGUGUCUAAAGACAUCUUAGAUGGAUGCCGAAGCCGAAGCAGCCGAUCAUCUCAUGCUACCGCCAGCACCUCACCUCGUCCAGUCAUCUUCCUCCCCCCAUCCGUCAGUGAGAGGAUGCGAAAACGUCGUGCCUUUGCUGAUAAAGAUUUAGAGAGCACCAUGCUACAACGGGAAUGUCAGUGGAGCUUGAUGUAUGCGGCUCAGGCUGGUCUAUCCCGACUGCAACCACCAGGGACUGAGCACCAUAGACGGGCCUCUACUGAUACAACCACACCCCUCACUGAUCAACAUGGGGAUAUAACAAGUCAAACCAAACACUUCUUAAGACGAUUGUUCCCUAGUCUAAGCACAUCGACCCUGGAUGCAGCACUACGAUGUAGUGGUGGUAAUCUUAGGCUAGCUAUUGAGAAACUGGUGACAGUUCAUUCACCACCCUCCCAACUCGGCCCCGGGACACGCCCAGAAGCGGAACACGGAGUAGUGCCAGAGUCAACUCUUUAUCUACCUUGGUAUUUGUCUUACCAACGAAAUGCAUCACUUCUUAAAGAGAACGAUUUGCGAACUCACACAACAACACCAUUUGAACAGAGAGACACAAAUUCACUACUGGCGAGUAGAACAAUACCCAAGUAUUCGAUGCAAGAGUUUCGAGGCGAUAGUUCAGUAUCGGCGUUCACGUCAUUACAGAGAGAGGGAAAUAGUAUUCCUUUCUCAGAUUCUCGAAACCGGUUUGGCAGUGUCGAGAGCGAAUGCGAAUACUCCCGCGAUCGUGAUGAAGAAUCGAUACUGACAAACUCUCAGGAUGCAUGUGGCCCAAAUCAAACUCACAGUAAGCGAUUUCUAAAGACGCCCUCAACGUCAAGACUAUCGUUUUCUGUCGAUUCCAUAAUGGGGAAAAGAUGA